Molecule: messenger RNA, 3108 nt
Organism: Nannizzia gypsea CBS 118893
Lineage: Eukaryota; Fungi; Ascomycota; Eurotiomycetes; Onygenales; Arthrodermataceae
Product: bifunctional P-450:NADPH-P450 reductase
Exons: 8
Coding region: 1-3108 (1035 amino acids)
Cellular component (GO): cytosol
Molecular function (GO): NADPH-hemoprotein reductase activity; FMN binding; iron ion binding
Source: RefSeq, a predicted model, not a curated record
AUGCCGGAACCGAUUCCUGGGCCAGCGCCGUUACCUAUUGUUGGGAAUGCCCAUAACCUUGACCUUGUAAACUCCUUUACCACGUUUGGGAACCUCACGGAUACAUAUGGACCGAUCUUUAAGCUUACCCUGGGUGGUGAGGAGAAGAUCUUCAUCACUACUCAUGCUUUAAUGGAUGAAGUUUGCAAUGAGAAGCGGUUCUCAAAACUCGUUGCUGGUGGUCUGGCUCAGAUCAGAAAUGGAGUUCAUGAUGGGCUCUUCACGGCUCACCCAGGGGAGCAUAACUGGGAGAUUGCACAUCGUGUUUUGAUGCCAGCGUUUGGUCCAUUAUCAAUUCGUGCCAUGUUCGAUGAGAUGCAUGAUAUUGCAUCCCAGCUGGUAAUUAAAUGGGCUCGAUUUGGUCCCAAUGAGAAGAUCCAUGUGACGGAUGAUUUUACGAGGCUGACUCUUGAUUCUAUCGCUCUGUGUGCCAUGGGGACCCGAUUCAACUCGUUCUAUCAUGAAGAGAUGCACCCAUUUGUUAAUUGCCAUGACUGGUUUCUUGGCCGAGUCUGGUGCCAGAGCAAGUCGUCCAGCUGUUGUUCACCCCACCCAAAUGACAAAAAGGACCUGCUCAACGCCAUGCUAAAAGGAAAGGAUGCUAGAACCGGAGAACAGAUGACUGAAGAGAGCAUCAUGAACAAUAUGAUUACGUUCCUAAUUGCCGGCCACGAAACAACCAGCGGCCUUUUGUCAUUCUUGUUUUAUUAUCUCCUGAAACAUCCAUCAGCGUACCAAGCUGCGCAGCGUCAGGUGGAUGAAGUCGUGGGCCGCGGGCCCAUUACUGUCGAGCAUAUGUCUAAGUUGCCCUAUAUAGAGGCUUGCAUGCGUGAAACACUCAGGCUUUCACCUUCUGCGAUAGCUAUCCAAAUGCAAUCCCGGCCGGAUGGCCAAGAGGAUCCAAUCUACCUUGCCAAUGGGAAGUAUCAGGUUAAUAAGGGCCAGGCAAUCGUUUGCAUUAUCCCCCAAAUCCACCGUGACCCAUUAGUGUACGGAGAUGAUGCCAACCUUUUCAGGCCAGAACGAAUGCUGGAUGAACCUUUUGCAAAGCUUCCCAAGAACUCCUGGAAGCCAUUCGGCAAUGGUGUGCGUGGAUGUAUUGGUAGGCCAUUUGCGUGGCAGGAGACCAUACUCGCUGCUGCAAUGCUCCUCCAAAACCUCAAUUUGCGAUUUGAUGACCCAAGCUAUCAGCUGCAAAUCAAGCAGACUCUCACUAUAAAGCCGAAAGACUUUUUCAUGCGUGCGACUCUAAGACACACUGCUGACCCGAUCCAGCUGGAAAAGAUGCUUCAUAUGAAUAUAAAGACGGAAACCAACGCUGCAGAGAAGGGUAGGAAGGCCGGUGCACCAUCAGGCGGGUCAGCAAAGAAACCCAUGACCAUCCUUUACGGCUCAAAUGCAGGUACCUGUGAAGCUUUGGCGCAGAAUUUGGCUCGAGACGCCUCUAGCAGAGGUUACCAUGCUCAAGUCGGUCCGUUGGAUUCAGGUGUUGACAAAGUACCCAAGAAUCAGCCGGUGAUCGUCAUAUCAUCCAGUUAUGAAGGCCAACCUCCGGACAACGCUGCACAUUUUGUCGAAUGGAUCCAAGGGCUCGACAGUGAUGCGAUGUCUGGAGUGAAAUAUGCAGUAUAUGGCUGUGGGAAUCACGAUUGGACAUCUACGUUUCACAGGAUACCAAAGCUUCUGGAUUCAGAGUUCAACAAGUGCGGUGCGACUAGAGUCGCUGAUAUCGGCCUUGGGGAUGUAGCAGAAGGGGACAUCUUCAACCAUUUCGAUAAAUGGCAAGAUGAGCAACUCUGGUCUUCAAUUGGGGGUGAAGUAGACCCAGCAGAAGAGGGCACCGUGGAGGUUGAUAUCGAUACAGAUGCCCGAAAGUCUACUCUCCGUCAGGAUGUGAGAGAAGCAACUGUCAUCAGCAAUACAGUGCUGACGGCACCAGGAGAACCAGAGAAGAGGCACCUUGUUUUAACCCUUCCUACUGGGAUGUCGUAUAAGGCCGGAGACUAUCUUGCAGUGCUCCCUAUCAACGACCAGAGAAAUAUUCGACGAGCCUUGAACCGUUACACCCUCCCGUGGGACGCUAUGCUGACUAUCAAGGUUGGGGCUAACACCACCUUGCCAACGGGUCACCCGGUGUCCGCCAUGGAUGUAUUGAGUGCAUAUGUUGAACUGGGCCAACCAGCCACGAGGAAGAAUGUUGCUCGCAUUGCAUCCAGCAUAUCCGACGAGAAGAUUCGUGAGGAAGUCCUAACACUUUCAAAAGAAGGAUUUGAAAGUGAGAUCCUAAAGAAACGCCGUUCUCCGUUGGAUCUUCUUGAAGAAUAUCCAACUGCUGAACUACCUCUCGGCGAUUUCCUCGCAAUGCUACCACCGAUGCGCAUUCGUCAAUAUUCGAUUUCUUCGUCGCCAUUAGCAGACCCAACAGUCGCGUCUAUUACUUGGUCCGUCCUGGAUGCGCCAUCUCGGAUUGGAGAUUCAAAGCGGUUCCUUGGUGUGGCGUCCAACUUCCUCUCCAGGACUCAUGAAGGCGAUAGGAUCCACGUUGCCGUGAAACCGAGUCAUGGCAACUUCCAUCCUCCCAAAGAUACCGAAAACACGCCUGUCAUCAUGUUCUGUGCCGGAACUGGCCUUGCCCCUUUCCACGGAUUUGUUCAAGAGAGGGCAAUUCAGACCCAGGCGGGCAGAAAGGUCGCACCCGCAUACCUUUUCAUCGGGUGCAGACAUCCCGAAAGGGACGCUCUCUUCAAGGAUGAGUUUCAGAAAUGGGAAGCUGACGGAAUAGUGAGGGUGUUUUAUGCAUUUUCCGCAGCUAGCGAGCAGAGCAAGGGCUGUCGAUAUGUCCAGGACAGGUUGUGGGAGGAAAGAGACGAGAUGAGAAAGAUCUUCGCCCAGGGCGCAAAGCUUUAUGUUUGCGGCACCAGCAGAGUUGGAGAAGGCGUUGCAUCUACAGUAAAGAAGAUAUUCCAGGACUAUUGCGCCUCUGUUGGCAAGCCAAAGACGGACGAAGAGGUUGAGCUCUGGUUCCAGGGCAUCAAGAGCGAUCGUUUUUCCUCGGAUGUCUUCGCAUAA